Molecule: messenger RNA, 2364 nt
Organism: Maudiozyma barnettii
Lineage: Eukaryota; Fungi; Ascomycota; Saccharomycetes; Saccharomycetales; Saccharomycetaceae
Gene: IES1
Product: Ies1p
Exons: 1
Coding region: 1-2364 (787 amino acids)
Cellular component (GO): Ino80 complex
Source: RefSeq, a predicted model, not a curated record
AUGGGUGGAAGAGUGUACGAUCCAAUUCAUGAUGUCUUUCAGGACACUACAUCUAGUUCAACAGGGACAGGGAAAGAGGCAGAGGUUUCAGGGAGCACAGAUACGCUAUCUACCACCAGCCGUCCAAUACCAGUCACUUCAUCAAUAGCCAUUACGUUAAAUAGUGACGACGACGAUGAUGACGUGGAAGAGGGUGAAGAAACAAACGAUGAGAAUGAUGAUACCAAAUUGAAUGGUGAAAAUAUCGAUAACAAAGAGGCUAAUAUUAUUGAUAAGAAUACAAGUUCUAUCAGUAAAUUUUCUACUCAAAGGGAGUAUGCACCAAUGAUCAGUGCUCUUAGAUACAAUAGACAUUUAAAGAAACCAGAUGGUGAUUAUUUCAGUCGUAAAGAUUUACAAUUUAAUUUCUUAGAGACUUUACUUGAUAAUAAAAGAUUACUUUUCACCAAUGUAUUCAAAGAUUAUUAUUUGAAUUCACUUGUUAAUACCCCCUCAAUGUCACCUUCAGCAACUACAACAUCAUCAUCAUCAUCAUCAUCAUCAUCGUCUUCCAAUAACGAUACUUCCAUUAAGAAUAUUACUACAGGACAUGUUGUGAAUGUUGGAGAUAAGGACUACGAUGCUAGGAAAUUUAUGAAUCAUGACAAACUGACAUUUUCUCAGUUAUAUAUCCUAUGUUUAGGAACAUCGUCAAAAUCUUCAAAGAUUCUUAGAGAUAAAUUGUUAUCAGAUCGUCAAGUAGCAUUUUCCACUUGUCUCCUAGGGUUUUUACUUAAUAUUGGUAGGUUAAAUACAACAAUCAAUUUUUAUAUUGCAAUGACUUCACAAUUAAGGACAUUUCAUGCGAUACCAGCUUUACAGCAUGGGAUUUCAGAUCCAAAAUCACUUCAAGAUACUCCAAGGUUGAAAUCUAUUCUUAAAGGUUUACCUAUUGGGAAUGAACCAAUUUCCAUAAUGGAUCUAUAUCAACCUGGUCAUACAUGGAAAUCCGGUGUACCUAACAUUAUCAAUUUGUUGUUCGCCAUUUGUGAUAACGUAACUUUAGUGAACUCACGAUUUUUCGAUAAGAAGUAUCUGGAAUGGGAUAGUUCGAACGAUGGGAUGGAUUUAUUGUCAUUGUUCAAUGUCUUGGACCAACCAAGGUUUAAAGUCGAUGACAGAACAAAUCUUUUGUUAUGGUUAGUCUAUAUCCACCUCGAGACAGAUCUAUCUGAUGAGGCAAUAACUAAAUCACUAAAACAAUUUGGGAAACCAGUUAAAAACUCUAAAACCGGUAUAGAAUCAUGGAAGAUUAUCCUAACAGAAAAUGAUAAAAAUCAGGAUGAAGAAGAUGUGGAUCUUCCAGAAGAAAUAACAUUUGGUUUACAACAAAGAGAUAAAAGGAAAGAAUUUCUAGAUAAAUCACAAAAGGAAAGGAUUAAAGAAGCAAAGGAGAAAGUGGUGACUCUUGAUAGCACUUAUAAGAACGUCAUUGAUAAAGGGAAAAUCAAGAUAGAGAUGAUUACAUCUCCAAAUCCAGAUCCUCCUAAAGUGUCAUAUACUACAGACACUGACCCUCAUAUUAACACUCCGAUUCCAAUAGUACCAAACUCUCCCCCUUCUCAGCCCAAGCAAAUUACCGGUAGUAAGAUCGCCAAUAUAUUAAAUCCUGUAGAUAGUGAUGAGUCCCCUAUAAGGUUGGUACCCAAAAGUGAAAUUUUGACCCCGUCUAAAGUAGUUAAAGAGAAUGCCAUUCCAAAACCAACCAAAUUUUCCACUGGGAAGUUUGAAGUAGCCUCGAUUAAGAAGAAGAGAAAGAGAAGAACGAAAGCUGAAAUGUUGCACGCAAAGAGAUUAGAUGCUGAGAGAAAUGGCUCGGAUGUAAGUAAUAGUAAAGAUUCCACCCCUACUAGACCAUCUACUACAUUACAUUACAAUUCAGAGACUCCAACAACUCAAUCUCCAGUUCCUAUAGUACAGACACCGUUACGAGACUUCCGUCAAAGUACAGAAUAUAAAUCUGCAGCUAUGAAGAUAAACGAAGAAAGAGUAAGUAAGAUGAUACGAUUGGAUGCUACGAAACAACUUGCAGGUGUGGAUAAGACUCAGAAGGAGUUUGUUGAGGAUUUGUUGGAGGCACACAAGAUCGUUAGACAAAAGAGAAAAGAAAUUGGUUUGAUUAAAAUAUUUAACGAAUAUGAGGACAUUACGAUGGCUUCAGUAAUAGGUAUCCGUGGUAAGAAGAGAAAGAAGUUCCAGGAUGAACUUCUAGGGUUUGAAACUGAUUGUCUGAGAGAUUUUAUGGGAGCUAAAAAGGUCAUGUUAGAAAAAGUAGUUGGCCAACAAGAAGACAGAGAUAUAGAUAAAAAUUUCUUCAAAUUGUAA